Molecule: messenger RNA, 427 nt
Organism: Anopheles maculipalpis
Lineage: Eukaryota; Metazoa; Arthropoda; Insecta; Diptera; Culicidae
Product: histone H3.3A-like
Exons: 2
Coding region: 13-423 (136 amino acids)
Cellular component (GO): nucleosome
Molecular function (GO): structural constituent of chromatin; DNA binding; protein heterodimerization activity
Source: RefSeq, a predicted model, not a curated record
ACUGAUUGUAAGAUGGCCCGUACCAAGCAGACCGCCCGUAAGUCCACCGGAGGAAAGGCUCCCCGGAAGCAGCUGGCCACGAAGGCCGCCCGUAAGAGUGCACCGUCGACCGGUGGCGUCAAGAAGCCACAUCGUUAUCGUCCGGGAACGGUCGCUCUGCGUGAAAUCCGUCGUUACCAGAAGUCGACGGAGUUGCUGAUCCGUAAGCUGCCGUUCCAGCGCUUGGUGCGAGAAAUUGCGCAGGAUUUCAAGACGGAUCUGCGCUUCCAGAGUGCUGCUGUGGCUGCACUGCAGGAGGCUAGUGAGGCGUACCUGGUGGGUCUAUUCGAAGACACGAAUCUGUGUGCCAUCCACGCCAAGCGCGUCACUAUUAUGCCCAAGGACAUCCAGUUGGCUCGUCGUAUUCGUGGAGAGCGUGCCUAAGCAG